UGUAGAAUCCAUAAUUUCAAACAGUUCCAAGAUUGGGCUACUAGUUCAAAAGUUACAGCCCUUUCAAUUUUCUUUCGAAUUUGGUUUCUAUUGGAUACCUAAAUCUGAUGGUAGAAGUUAAAAAUGGGCUGGUGGGCUUUCGGGAGAAAUAUCGCACAUGGGUAGCAACACUGUCAAGUCCAAAAAUGUCAUAUCAUAAAAAAAAAAAAUAAAAAUAAAAAAGUUUGUAAUAUUCUUCCACUUAUGACAGUGUUGCUGUGUCAAGUGGUGUUCUAUUCAAUGUUGUGGAUGUUAACAUUUAGUUUUGCAGUGAAAUAACUCAAACUAAUUAGGUCUCAUUGCUGUAAUUGCAAGUUAAAAGGUCGAGUCAGGAAACAGCGAAUGAGGCCUAAAGGGUACUGCAAAACAAAAUAUUGAAGAUGCUGCAGAAAUUUUAGAGGCAAAGAUAAUAACGGGCGAUCAAAAAAGAAUUACUGCCGAGUCGCCUUUGGAAGUUCACACAAAUUCCAAGGGUGACUCGACAGCAUAUUAAAUAGUGUUUCAUUUUAUAAUUUUGGCAUUAUUUCAGGCAGAAACUCGUAUAGAUAAUUUAGAAGAAUCUAUUAUAGACAAUAAUAUACAGGAUACUUUAGAGGAAUCCAUUAUAGAUAAUAAUAUUUUGGAUUCGGUAAAAAAACAUACCUACAGGCAACGUAUACAUAACUAUAAUUAUAAUGGGAAUUUUCGCCAGAAAAUAAAUUACGAAUUGAAUCACUGGAUAACAUGGAUGAUGAUUUACUACAAGCGAGACUAUAAAAGCAACCUAUAAUCAAGAAUGUCUUCUAAACAAAUUCCGAUCUUGUUUUACUCCAGCUAAUUUGGCUUAUACCGAAGAAAAUGGAUAUAGCACCACUUUAACUAGAAUUUUAGAACUACAAUAGGCCGAUUUAUUGCCACUUGAAACAAAGAAAAUUACUAGCGGAUCGAGUUCAGAAACAUCCAGUUCUAGUUAUGAUCCUAUGGAAUCUUCCACCGAUUCCAGUAUUGCGGACACUGGCGAGGAUAAUGAGCUGCCGGGUUAAGAAAAUCGCGGAAUGAAAAAAAGCUUGGAAAAAAAAUAUAAAGGUCCUUCCAGGCGACACUAUAGCUUCGGGCUGAAGCGUCUCGACGAAAUCGUGAAGUUGUAUCGAUUUGUUAAGAGCAACAGGUGUUCGAAUGAUGAUCAUGUUCGUUUCGGAAACAAAGAGCGACGCUUCAUUAAUCACAACUUUACAAUCCGCCUGCAUCUUUUGGAGAAUAAGGCUACACCAACAAAAAUAAAUUGGAAACUUGAGUAGAUCCAGAGAAGAUGCCCUGCUGAUUUAAUCUUUUCUAAUUUCGUGGACUUUGAAAACACGGCUGAUUUUGAUCGGGACACAGCUAACGAACAAUGGAGUAAAGAUACAAUAUCAAGGGUUUAUUCGAAGUUACAAAGCAUCUAGUAUUUGGAAGGGCUACUGCUGAACAAUGUGAAAACUAUGUGUGUACUGUUUUCAUUCCAGGCAAAAAAUGACGACCAAGUGGAAGAAACGCAAUAGUUUAAUCUGCAAUUCUCUGACCACCGAUUCGGCCGUAGUUCAAGCAGUGGAAGAUGCUAUUCUGCAAAAUCGAUUAUCCGAAAACGACUUCAAACUUUCAAUCCAAGACUGUACACUACGCGACUUGAACAAUGGAUCCACAUUGAAAAACUGCACCAAAUUAACAAUAAAAAACAGCGCUCUAGCAUCUCUACCGCAAGACUUUCUCAACCUCAAUGAACUUUCACUCUACGACAACGAAAUCCAAGACGUCUCCUUCCUCUCAACUUUAACAAGCCUAACAGAGCUAAACAUGGAGGGCAACAAAGUGGUGGUUCCCGCGAAAACUUUCGACAACAUGACUCAACUGAAAUGGCUCAACCUUCGUGACAAUCCAAUCCAUCUACGCGAUCUGGACACGAAAUCCCUAGCUCUACUUACGACCCUCAUGUUACCAAGCAACGCAAUCGAAGACUUACCGCCCGACCUCUUUCACAACACCCCUCUGCUGCACACAAUCAAUCUAGACGACAACAAAAUAGCAACGCUACCAAAUCCUCUCUUUCGCGGCCUUCCAAAUUUACAGCAUCUUUCCUUAGCGCAAAACCGCAUCGACCAGCUACCACCGGGCCUAUUCGUAGAGCUAAACGCGCUCGAAAAUCUAAACUUGUCGCGUAACUCAAUUGAGGUCAUCAACACGUACACGUUCAUCGGUCUUAAGAAGGUGCAGCAGCUCAACCUCUCCAACAACCUGAUUAGACUCCUACCGGAAAAUGUCUUCAGAAACAUGUUGGAAAUACAGUCCAUCCUUUUGUCGCGGAACCGAAUUGAUGACGUAGACCAGGGCGCACUUCGCGGGCUUUACCUUUUGCAUAGCCUCGACAUGAGUUAUAAUUGCGCGAGCGAAAUUUCGGAGAGAUUUGAAGACAACAUGGAGUUGCACCUUCUCGACUUGUCGAAUAAUAAAGUUCGCGUUUUAACCGCUCGGUCCUUUAAAGGGUUGAGUAAACUGACGGACUUAAUGCUGGCCGGUAACGAAAUCGACGAGCUGGACGUGGAGUGCUUUGAGCCGUUGGUGAACGUUGCUAAUGUUGAGUUGGGCGGCAACAAGCUUGGGUCUCUGGGCAAGAGCGGGUUCGCGGGGAUGAAAGCUGCGGGCUCGCUGGUGCUUGACGAUAACUUCAUUGAGGUUAUUUCUGAGUACAGCUUCGCCGAUUUGGAGGAACUUGUGGUUUUAUCUCUGGAGGGGAAUGGGAUCAUGCAGCUGUUCGAGGGAAGCUUCUUCGGUCUGGAAACGUUGACGGAUUUGAAUUUGGAACGGAAUCGUUUGAAAAAGCUUCCCACGAACGUGUUUAAAAGUUUACGUUCGCUGGUGAUGCUUAGACUUGCGGAUAAUUGUAUUGACACGCUUGUGGAUGGUUGUUUUAACGGACUCUCGUCGUUAGUCACAUUAGAGUUAUCGUCGAACAGACUUGCCAAAUUGGAGGGGGGACGUUUUACUUCUUUGUCGCGGCUUCAACACUUGAAGCUCGAUCACAAUGGCCUGUGUGAACUAUCAGAGGCGGUUUUUGAGGGGUUGGUAGCUCUAAACACUCUAGACUUAGAUGAGAAUAGGUUAUCUUCAUUGCCAAGUUCGGCGUUUAAACGAAUGCGCAAACUGCAGACUUUAAACCUAUCCGGCAAUUCUUUGGAAGUAAUAGCGCUAGAUGCUUUUGAAGGCUUGCCAAACUUGAACCACCUAAAUCUAAGUGACAACGCUUUCGAAAUUUUUGACGGGAGUGCGUUGAACUUACUCCGCACUCAACUGAACUGCCUGCGUUUGAACGCCAACAAAAUUGCAUCAACGGCAACGGAUACCUUUCGCCAUUUCCCCCAAUUACGAACCCUCUCGCUGGAUCAAAACGAGCUGCUGUCAGUCGACAAGCUCCCCCACUUCCCAAACAUGCACACCCUCACACUGACGAAAAACAACAUCACGUCACUCUCAACCGACGUUUUUCAGUUUCGCCAAAAUCUCGUCAAUCUCGACUUGAGCUUCAACCUCUUGGACACGCUCGACGCUCAACAAUUCGCCCACUUGAACAACUUGAGAUGGCUCUCGCUCGAGGGUAACAAAAUACGCGAAAUAGAGUCGGGCGCUUUCGACGGCCUAAGCUCGCUGAUCGCGCUCGAUCUCAAUCGCAACCAAAUUUCGCACUUGCCGGACGACGCCUUCGAGGGCCUGUGCAGCGUCGCGGAGAUCAAUCUCGAAAAUAAUUUAUUGGCGAAACUGUCGCGAUGCGUCUUCGACAAUCUAGCGAAGUUGCGAUACGUUCAUUUGGACGGAAAUCGAUCGCAAAGUCUGCAGUAUAACGCAGGGCGUCAUAAAUUUGAGUGCGAAUCAAAAACUUAGGCCGCCAUUUUGCAGUAAAUCAAGUGCUAUCGGUUCAAUUAGUACCAACCUAUGCAGAAAAUAAUUUACAUAUCAAGCGGUCAGUGCUAAUACACGAACUCGUUUAGAACUAAGUAAGUUUAUGUAAAGUUGACCUCAAUUACGUCCACUUUGUAUACUGUAGGUUGUGUAAAAUAAUUUAGCCAAUGCGUAAAUAAAUAGUUAUUUACAUACAAGUACGGAAAAUGACACAUUACUGGCGAGGAAAUA
Photinus pyralis (common eastern firefly) is the source of this 4176-nucleotide messenger RNA. Its product is annotated as toll-like receptor 6. Gene Ontology annotation, biological process: immune response; toll-like receptor signaling pathway. Gene Ontology annotation, molecular function: protein binding; transmembrane signaling receptor activity. Bases 1528 to 3927 code for a protein of 799 amino acids. Lineage: Eukaryota; Metazoa; Arthropoda; Insecta; Coleoptera; Lampyridae. The record is from RefSeq and is a predicted model, not a curated record. The transcript is spliced from 5 exons. Gene Ontology annotation, cellular component: membrane.